Messenger RNA from Callorhinchus milii (elephant shark), 3228 nucleotides. It is a transcript of the gene rhobtb1, whose product is annotated as Rho related BTB domain containing 1. Gene Ontology annotation, biological process: small GTPase-mediated signal transduction. The coding region runs from base 169 to 2259 and encodes 696 amino acids. The record is from RefSeq and is a predicted model, not a curated record. NCBI's taxonomy places the organism in Eukaryota, Metazoa, Chordata, Chondrichthyes, Chimaeriformes, Callorhinchidae. Gene Ontology annotation, molecular function: GTPase activity; protein binding; GTP binding. The transcript has 10 exons.
AGCACUGGACACACACACACACACAGAGCUGCAGAGAGCGACCCAAGUGUGCACAGUCCCACUAACCAGAGGGGAACCCCCCACCCCCUCCCUACCCUGAGCCGACACCAGCACCGCCCGCGGGUACCACCACCAGCACAUCAUUGCGACCCACAGAGUUUAACAUAAAUGGAUACUGGUAUGGAUUACGAACGGCCUAAUGUUGAAACUAUCAAGUGUGUUGUAGUUGGUGACAAUGCUGUCGGAAAGACCCGACUGAUUUGUGCAAGAGCAUGCAAUGCCACCUUGACACAGUACCAACUGCUCUCCACCCAUGUCCCCACCGUGUGGGCAAUUGAUCAAUAUCGUGUUUGCCAAGAGGUCCUUGAACGUUCCCGUGAUGUUGUAGAUGAAGUUAGCAUAUCGCUCAGGCUGUGGGAUACGUUUGGUGACCACCAUAAAGACAGGCGUUUUGCAUAUGGCAGGUCCGAUGUGGUGGUCCUGUGCUUCUCUAUUGCUAAUCCAAAUUCCCUUAACCAUGUUAAAACAAUGUGGUUAACUGAAAUCAAGCACUUUUGCCCACGAACACCUGUUGUUUUAGUCGGCUGUCAGCUGGACUUGCGUUAUGCUGAUCUUGAGGCUGUAAAUCGUGCUCGACGCCCCUUAGCAAGACCAAUAAAACCCAAUGACAUUUUGCCCCCUGAAAAGGGUCGAGAGGUUGCCAAAGAACUUGGAAUCCCAUAUUAUGAAACAAGUGUGUUUGAUCAGUUUGGCAUCAAGGAUGUAUUUGAUAAUGCUGUCAGAGCUGCACUGAUCACUAGACGGCAUCUUCAGUUCUGGAAAUCUCACUUAAAGAAGGUCCAGAGGCCUUUACUCCAGGCACCAUUUCUACCACCAAAGCCACCACCUCCAGUAAUAAAAAUUCCUCAUUGUUCAGUAAGUGCUUAUGGGCCCAGUCAUUUGCUUGACAAUCCACUAUGUGCUGACGUUAUGUUUCUACUUCAGAACCAGAUUGAAAUUUAUGCUCACAAGGCAUACUUGGCUACCUCAUCCUCAAAAUUCUAUGACCUGUUUUUGUUGGACCUAACCUCUGGUUCUCAAGCUCAUGAUGGAAAAACUGAGAAACCAGGUAGAGAACAUUUGAUGAGAACCAUGAGCCUUGACACAGAUGAUGACUGCUCUGAGAUCAGUUCAAGUCCAAUGCAAUGCACUCUAAGAACAUCCAAGAGUGAUGGCACUUUGAAAAUGAUCAAGUAUGAGGAGGAAUCUUCAGCACUAAAGGUGCCAUCUGCAGGAAAGGUAUUAUCUUUCUGGAGCAAGGCUUUUAUUCAUAUUCAUGAAGAAGUCUUGAAAAACCCUAUAACACAGAGGACAGGUCUAAUAACAGUGGUCAGGAUGGAUUAUUCAAUCCAGCCAAGGCCUUUUGAAGCUGUAUUGCGAUUUCUCUACACAGGAGAGCUAGAUGAAAAUGAGAAAGAUCUGAUGAGAAUUGCACAAAUUGCUGAACUUUUGGAAGUUUUUGACUUGCGUAUGAUGGUUGAAAAUAUUCAAAACAAGGAAGCCUUCAUGAAUCAGGAGAUCACAAAGGCAUUUCAUGUCAGGAAAGCAAACCGAAUAAAGGAAUGCUUAGCAAAGGGAACAUUUUCUGAUGUAACCAUUAAGUUAGAAGAUGGGAGUAUUAAUGCCCAUAAGCCUUUGUUGAUUUCUAGCUGUGAGUGGAUGGCGGCUAUGUUUGGAGGGUCUUUUGUGGAAAGUUCAAACAAGGAGGUUUACUUCCCUAAUAUAAGCAAGGCUUGCAUGCAAGCAGCACUCGAGUACCUGUACACCAGCCAGUUAUUAUUCAACUCAGCUCUCGAUCCAAUUGAGCUGAUUGCCCUGGCAAACAGGUUGUGCCUUCCUCGUUUGGUGGCUCUCACAGAACAACAUGCUGUGCGUGACUUGCUGAAAGCAAUAAAAGAAUUUAUCGAUAUUGAUGAAGAAGUGUUGGUAUACCUGGAACUUGCCCAAUUUCAUAAUGGACAUCAACUGGCAGCUUGGUGUUUGCAUCAUAUCUGUACAAGUUACAACAGUGUUUGCUGCAAGUUCAGGAAAGAGAUCAAGUCAAAAUCUCCUGAAAAUCAAGGGUAUUUUGAAAAACACCGUUGGCCACCUGUGUGGUAUCUUAAGGAAGAAGACCAUUACCAACGAGUGAAAAAGGAGCGUGAAAAAGAGGAGGUUGCACUUCACAAGCAUCACUCAAAACGCAGGUGGUGCUUCUGGAGCCCAUCUACAAUUGCCUAAAAUAGAGCUGAACCCAAGUAGAUGAUCAAUAGUAGUUACUAGCCAGAACAUUUUGUGCAUUGUUCUGUGGGGUAAAAUAAAAAUCACCUUGUGUUUGUCUUAACUGUUUACUGUAAAAAUGGUUGACUAUGUUUGGAACAAUUUGCAAACCACAAUUGGUCUACCACAUGUAUUUUAACAAUCAUUGUUGCUUUCAAAGCACAAGUCCAGACAAUGCUGGUUCUAUGAAAACACUGCUGGGUCCUUGGGGGGGUGUGGGGGCGGGGGGUACCUUUAGAUUGUUUUAAAAUACUGUUAAUAUUGAUGAACUGUCAGUGGUAGCGUUUCUUUGGUUCUGAAAAGAAUUGCUCCUAUUGUUUUAACUCAAAACUAAAUAUUUAACUAUUUUUGUACUGGUGUUAGCUAUAUAACUUUGUUGUAACCAAAGUUGAAAAAGUAGUUUUAGUUUUUAGAAAACUAGAAGGGCUUAGUAACUAAAUCUAAACAGAGGUAAUUUACUUCUAUAUGGACCUAAAUACAUAAAAGCAGCUAGGAGCAGCUUCAACUCUUAUGCAUCAUUCCAGUUAUGCUGCUUUAUCUUGCUAUUAUUAAUGCAGUUAUGCACACCCAAAUGUUUGCUUAUUGAACAAUUUAAGCUACGUUUAACACAAAUGUUUUGAAAUGUUUAAGACUGAUAAAAAUGGAUUCUUCUGAGCAUUGAGAAUGCAGUGGUUGUAAAAGAUAAUUUAGUCUGUGUAAUGUUGAGCUAAAUACUAUUUUUGCCAAAAUCUUCUGGAUGUCACUUCAUUAUAUAAUGUAAUAUUCAUCUAUUGUGAAGUCUUCAGCUGCUGAAACCAAGUGGCUGGUUCAUUUGGUUGUUUUCUUUAGCCUUUGAUCUUUAUGGUUACUUUUCUUUUUGCAAUAAAAUGAAAAAUGUCAUGACUAGCAUUUUGUACAUUUAUCAGAAAUGUAAAAACAUAAGAUUGUUAA